Messenger RNA from Pelobates fuscus (common spadefoot toad), 626 nucleotides. It is a transcript of the gene MRPS6, whose product is annotated as mitochondrial ribosomal protein S6. Gene Ontology annotation, molecular function: structural constituent of ribosome; small ribosomal subunit rRNA binding. Gene Ontology annotation, biological process: translation. The record is from RefSeq and is a predicted model, not a curated record. Gene Ontology annotation, cellular component: mitochondrial small ribosomal subunit; ribosome. The coding region runs from base 180 to 548 and encodes 122 amino acids. The transcript is spliced from 3 exons. NCBI's taxonomy places the organism in Eukaryota, Metazoa, Chordata, Amphibia, Anura, Pelobatidae.
GGCCAGGCUUGCAGAGGAAGGGGAGGAGGAGAAGGCAGGUCUCUCUCUGUCUGCCAGCUCUCUCUGUACGCCCUUUAAGCUGAGCUCCUGGAUUAUAUUCACUCGUGUUUAGGCAGAGCCAGUACCUCCUGGACAGACUGGGACCAAGCUUCUCCCCCUGCUGCUAGAACCCCCUGGACAUGCCCAGAUACGAGCUGUCUCUGAUCCUGAAGGCCAUGCAGAGGCCUGAGACAGUUGCUACGUUGAAACGCACAAUAGAAGCUCUCAUGGAGCGAGGAGCAAUUGUACGUAACCUGGAAAGCUUGGGAGAAAAGGCCCUUCCGUACAAGAUAUCAAAGCACAACCAGGCUCACAGACAAGGAGGAUACUUUUUGGUUGAUUUCUAUUCCCCUCCUGAUAUCAUCCCAAGUAUGUUGGAUCAUUUAUCUCGGGACAUUGAUGUUAUCAGACCUACUGUUUUGAAACAAGAGCCAAAAACAGAAGAGGUAGAGUGUCCGGGAAUUCUUCCAGUUGACAUCGAAGCUAAAUUCAAGCGCAGGAGGAAAUGAUAGUAUAUCGUACAAUGUGAAUAAUGUAGCCAAAUAAAAAAUGUUAUUUUGUUUAAUAAAUGUACAUUUAUAAAGGUG